Messenger RNA from Penicillium paradoxum, 408 nucleotides. RefSeq lists its product as uncharacterized. The record is from RefSeq and is a predicted model, not a curated record. The transcript has a single exon. The coding region runs from base 1 to 408 and encodes 135 amino acids. NCBI's taxonomy places the organism in Eukaryota, Fungi, Ascomycota, Eurotiomycetes, Eurotiales, Aspergillaceae.
AUGAACGAAGGAGGAUCUGAUCCUGUGCCUGCUGGGGACACCCCCAUGCCGACUACCAAUACUCCGGCCGCUCAUGUUCACCCGCAGGGAGGAAUGUCGCCCGAAGACAUGGCUGGUGAUGGGACUGGACAUCUGGGCUCCUCGGUGGCUUCAUCUUCUGAUGAAAAGGGACAAUUUAAAAAGGGCUCAGUUUCAGAUAUGUCUGCUCUGGUUUCUCGAGUCUCUGAUGCUCUUGGCGAACCUGGCUCUGGUCAUGGCAGUAUUUCUGGCAAAUCGGGAGCACUUGAUGUCGAUGACGACCACGGUGAUAUUAUGGCAACUCAGAUUGGGCCUAACCAGCAUGUGAGUAUCUCAGCCGUACCUAAACAGUGUUUGGAGUAUCAGGUGUCCGAUAAUCUAUCAUACUGA